AUGAAGGCUCUUAUUCUCGUCGGUGGUUUCGGAACUCGUCUUCGGCCUCUUACUCUCACUCUCCCGAAGCCUCUUGUUGAGUUCGGCAACAGGCCUAUGAUUCUUCACCAGGUCGAAGCUUUGGCCUCUGCUGGUGUAACCGAUAUUGUUCUGGCUGUCAACUACAGGCCAGAUGUCAUGAUUAGUGUACUGCAAAAGUACGAGGAGCAAUACAAUGUCAAGAUUACCUUCUCCAUCGAGACCGAGCCUCUGGGCACUGCCGGUCCAUUGAAGCUUGCUGAGAAGAUUCUCGGAAAGGAUGACAGCCCCUUCUUUGUUCUCAACUCGGAUGUCAUCUGCGAUUACCCUUUCCAAAACCUUGCCGACUUCCACAAGUCACAUGGUCAAGAGGGAACAAUCGUUGUGACUAAGGUCGAAGAGCCUUCUAAGUAUGGUGUGGUUGUCCACCAGCCUAACCACCCCUCACGUAUCGACCGCUUUGUAGAGAAGCCUGUCGAAUUCGUCGGUAACCGCAUCAAUGCCGGUAUCUACAUUCUCAACCCCUCUGUUCUCUCUCGCAUCGAGCUCCGUCCCACUUCUAUCGAACAGGAGACUUUCCCUGCAAUCUGCGCAGAUGGACAACUACAUUCUUUUGACCUUGAGGGUUUUUGGAUGGACGUUGGACAGCCGAAAGAUUUCCUCACUGGAACAUGUCUCUACCUGUCAUCUCUGGCUAAGAAGAAUUCUAAGCUACUUACACCAGCCUCCGAGUCGUACGUGCACGGUGGAAAUGUUCUGAUCGAUCCCAGCGCCAAAAUUGGAAAGAACUGCCGCAUCGGGCCAAACGUGACCAUCGGCCCCAACGUUGUUAUUGGCGAUGGUGUAAGAUUGCAGAGGUCAGUCCUUCUGCAAGGAAGCAGAAUUAAGGAUCAUGCAUGGGUCAAGAGUACCAUUGUGGGGUGGAAUAGCACUGUGGGGAAGUGGGCUCGUCUGGAGAAUGUGACUGUUUUAGGGGAUGAUGUGACUAUUGCCGAUGAGGUUUAUGUCAAUGGCGGAAGUGUUCUGCCACAUAAGACUAUCAAGGCGAACGUUGACGUUCCUUCCAUUAUCAUGUAA
Morchella importuna is the source of this 1095-nucleotide messenger RNA. RefSeq lists its product as uncharacterized. The transcript has 5 exons. The record is from RefSeq and is a predicted model, not a curated record. Bases 1 to 1095 code for a protein of 364 amino acids. Lineage: Eukaryota; Fungi; Ascomycota; Pezizomycetes; Pezizales; Morchellaceae. Gene Ontology annotation, cellular component: cytoplasm. Gene Ontology annotation, molecular function: mannose-1-phosphate guanylyltransferase (GTP) activity; GTP binding. Gene Ontology annotation, biological process: cell wall mannoprotein biosynthetic process; GDP-mannose biosynthetic process.